Penicillium expansum is the source of this 687-nucleotide messenger RNA. RefSeq lists its product as uncharacterized. The record is from RefSeq and is a predicted model, not a curated record. The coding region runs from base 1 to 687 and encodes 228 amino acids. The transcript is spliced from 2 exons. Lineage: Eukaryota; Fungi; Ascomycota; Eurotiomycetes; Eurotiales; Aspergillaceae.
AUGGGCUUUCUCAGUGGAAAGCUUCGCUCUAAACCCCAAAGGAAGCUCUCCGAGCCUACAUACGAAACACCAGCGUAUGGUCAACAGCCUGUGAUACCCUCAAAGAAUCAGCAUGAACCAAACAAAUAUGGCCCACACUUUCAGAAGGGACCUCAGCAAGAGGAGAUAUACAAGCGAAGGGCAAACGGCGAGAGAAUUCCCCCGGGCCACCCGGAUCUCCAUGACCGUGCCCAUUCGUUCCACCAACCCAGGCAGCAUCAUGCAUACUCUGACCCCUUUGAGACUAGACCAGGGGUGUGGUCAAAUCAGAUGGAUGCCAAGCACAAAAAAUAUCACUUUGCAGGCGACAUUAAGGAUCCCCAGGCACUUCAAAACCACGUUGACACCCACGAGGCACAUCACCUGCGAGUUGGGCCCAAGCAUCCGUUCAUACCAGCCCACGGCCCAAUGCUCAAGACUGGAAUUGCGGCUGCUCAAGCCAUGGUGACGAGGGAGAACCUUGUCGUGCAAGGCCGUGAGGGGUUUGUUCAGAAGUAUCCUCAGGCGUACAAAACUGAAAUGGCUCUUGAAAGACACGACCGUGAGGUUGGAAACAGGAGGAGAGCGGCGGAGAAGAAACGAACAGAGCACACUACCCUGAGCGCAAACUAUGACAAGUGGGCUAGAGAGGCCCAAAAGCAGAGAUAG